Capsicum annuum is the source of this 2099-nucleotide messenger RNA. Its product is annotated as pentatricopeptide repeat-containing protein At5g15300. Gene Ontology annotation, molecular function: RNA binding; protein binding. Gene Ontology annotation, biological process: RNA modification. The transcript has a single exon. The record is from RefSeq and is a predicted model, not a curated record. Lineage: Eukaryota; Viridiplantae; Streptophyta; Magnoliopsida; Solanales; Solanaceae. The coding region runs from base 112 to 1725 and encodes 537 amino acids.
AAAAUACAUAUGCUACAAAAUAUAAUUUAAUAAAAAUGUUGUUAUUUUUUUUUUUGUAAUUUAAUUAUGUAUUUUUUCCUCGUAAGAAACCGAAGAAUGAGUAUAACAUAAAUGAUCAAAAAGACGGUAAAAAGCAGAAGUUCAAAUGUUCACCAACAAUCAUCAUCACUAUGGAGCAAAUGCAAAAAUCUCCAAUCCUUAAAGCAAAUUCACGCACUCAUGAUCAUCAAUGGUUUCAAUUCCAAUCACAUUGCUCUACGCGAGCUCAUUUACACUUCUGCCAUUGCCUUUUCAGCAUCGAUUCAUUAUGCACACAAGGUGUUUGCUCAAAUUACUCAACCAGAUCUUUUCAUGUGGAACACUAUGCUUAGAGGUUCAGCUCAGAGUCUUAGGCCUUCUUUAGCUAUUUCCCUUUAUACCCAGAUGGAAAAACGUUGUAUACGUCCGGAUAGUUAUACUUUUCCUUUUGUACUUAAAGCGUGUACCAAGCUUUCUUGGGUUGUUUCUGGUCUUGUUUUACAUGGGAAAAUUGUGAAGUUUGGGUUUGAGUCUAAUAAAUUUGCGAGGAAUACGCUUAUUUAUUUUCACGCGAAUGUUGGAGAUAUAAGAAUUGCGGGAGAACUUUUUGAUGAUUCUGCUAAGAGGGAUGUUGUUGCUUGGUCUGCAUUGACUGCCGGUUAUGCGAGGAGAGGGAAACUGGACGUGGCGAGGGGAAUUUUUGAUGAUAUGCCAGCUAAAGAUUUGGUUUCUUGGAAUGUGAUGAUCACUGGGUAUGUGAAGCAAGGGAAGAUGGAGAACGCGAGGGAGUUGUUUGAUGUGGUUCCAAAGAGGGAUGUUGUGACUUGGAACGCGAUGAUUUCUGGUUAUGUGCUUUGUGGAGAAAAUGACAAGGCGUUGAAAAUGUACGAAGAGAUGAGAGGUGCAGGGGAAUAUCCUGAUGAGGUUACCAUGUUGCAUCUUUUAUCUGCUUGCACGGAUUCAGCAUUCUUGGAUGUUGGCGAAAAGAUUCAUCGGUCUAUUAUUGAGAUGGGUGCAGGGGAAUUAAGCGUAUUUCUUGGUAAUGCACUUGUAGACAUGUAUGCUAGGUGUGGGAGCAUUAGGAAGGCACUUGAAGUGUUUCAAGGCAUGAGAGAAAAGGAUGUAUCGUCUUGGAACAUAAUAAUGUUAGGAUUAGCUUUUCACGGUCAUUCUGAAGAAUGUAUCUCUCUUUUUCAAGAUAUGAGGAGAAUGAAGUAUAUUCCUAAUGAAAUUACUUUUGUUGGGGUAUUAGUUGCUUCUAGUCAUGCUGGAAAAGUUGAUGAGGGCCGAGGAUAUUUCAGGAUGAUGAGAACCGAGUACAAUAUAGAGCCGAACAUAAGGCACUACGGGUGUAUGGUGGAUAUGCUAGCACGUGCAGGACUAUUGAAUGAAGCAUUUGAGUUCAUAAACGCGAUGGAGAUUGAACCUAAUGCUAUUAUAUGGAGAACACUGCUAGGAGCCUGUAAAGUUCAUUCCAAUGUUGAGCUGGGAAGGUAUGCUAAUGAGCAGCUACUUAAAUUGGGAAGGGAAGACAGCGGGGACUAUGUCUUGCUGUCCAAUAUCUAUGCUUCGAGGGAUGAAUGGGAUGGUGUUGAAAGGGUGAGGAAGUUGAUGGAUGACAAUGGGGUUUGGAAAGAACCUGGUUGUACUUUAGUUGAGGCUGAUGAUUAUGCUCUUAGGAAUUUUUGUUUUGAUUCCAAUGCUUAAGUAGUCUUGAAAUAGUUGGCGGAGUCUGAGACGCGAGUAACUAAGCUUAAUGCCUCUUUCUUAAAGUUUGUACACGUGAAGGUCCAUCCUCUGUGGAGGAAGGUUACAAAGACGACCCUUUUGAUCCAGCUCUUUCAUCUCUUCACAUCGUUGACCACUGCAGUGCAUGAGACAUGCAAACUGCAUUUCUGCUGUUUCUAUCAGUAGUUCAUUGAGGAUUCGGGGUCAACUGUAUGACCCAUUUAGACAUUUUGUUAUAGUUCUUCGAUUAGUGCAUACAUCCAUUAAUUUAUUUCCCUUCUAUAUUUUGGGGAUCGGUAUGGCUGUGUCAGGUAGUUGAGGACUUGCAAUUCUGAAUAAAUUUUAUUGCUUCA